Hemicordylus capensis (graceful crag lizard) is the source of this 3630-nucleotide messenger RNA. It is a transcript of the gene VAPA, whose product is annotated as VAMP associated protein A. Gene Ontology annotation, cellular component: endoplasmic reticulum membrane; plasma membrane. Gene Ontology annotation, molecular function: FFAT motif binding. The record is from RefSeq and is a predicted model, not a curated record. Lineage: Eukaryota; Metazoa; Chordata; Lepidosauria; Squamata; Cordylidae. The transcript has 6 exons. Bases 491 to 1237 code for a protein of 248 amino acids. Gene Ontology annotation, biological process: neuron projection development.
CUGGUCCGCGUGAGGGGGGCGGGGAAACUCGCGUCUAGCGAGCUGUCAAAAUGACGCGAGAAGGAGGCGGGCAGACAGACAGGCAGGAGCUCCAUAUGGUAGUGUCUUAGGUGCCUUGGCUCGUGCCCGCUUUCGCGCGCUCACCUGUCUCCGGGCUGACGUGCGGGUGCUAGAAGGAGACGGCUCCAGUACCCUCGUGCCCGCGCCGGGGUUGGCUCUGAUUGCAGUGCGCCUGGGGGUGGUGGUGGUGGUGUGGAGUGAGUCAGGGCCUUACAGGGGAGAGGAAGUGGAGCGGGGGAGGGCCACGCACGCGCCCCGAGUGGAGGGGAGGACACAUCCGCGUCCCCCCGCCCCCCUUGAGGAAACGAAGAGGAAGAGGAGGCCGCCGUGCUGCCGCUGCUCGUCCUGGGUCCGCUUCCCCUUCCUUCCUGACCGGAGCGCCCUCCCCCUGCCCGCCCUUCUCCCGGACUGAGCGAACGUGUGAGCAGUGAUGGCGGCCGCCGGGGCUCUACCCAAGCACGAGCAGAUCUUGGUGCUCGAUCCGCCCACCGACCUCAAAUUCAAAGGUCCUUUCACAGAUGUAGUCACUACAAAUCUUAAACUACGAAAUCCAUCAGACAGAAAAGUAUGUUUCAAAGUGAAGACUACAGCACCUCGCCGAUACUGCGUGAGGCCAAACAGUGGAAUUAUUGACCCAGGAUCAUCUGUAACUGUAUCAGUAAUGUUGCAGCCUUUUGACUAUGAUCCAAAUGAGAAGAGCAAACACAAGUUUAUGGUACAGACAAUCUUUGCCCCACCAAAUAUUACAGAUAUGGAGGCUGUGUGGAAGGAAGCAAAACCUGAUGAAUUAAUGGACUCCAAACUGAGAUGUGUAUUUGAAAUGCCUAAUGAAAAUGAUAAGCUGAAUGACAUAGAUGCAAGCAAAUCUGCUCCAAUACUGAAUACAGCUAAACAGGAUGGUCCAAUGCCAAAACCACAUAGUGUUUCACUUAAUGACACUGAAACAAGGAAGCUAGUGGAAGAAUGCAAAAGACUUCAGGCAGAUGUGUUGAAAAUUUCAGAGGAAAAUAGACAUCUGAGAGAAGAAGGCCUGAGGCUGAGAAAGGUGGCACACUCGGAUAAAUCUGGAUCAUCAGGCUUGGCCCUUCGAGAUAAUGUCUCCAAUCCUCUUCCCUCACUUCUUGUUGUAAUUGCAGCCAUUUUCAUUGGAUUCUUUUUAGGGAAAUUCAUCUUGUAGAGAGGGAGAAAGAAAGAAGCAUGCAGAACGCAGCUUCCUUUUUGUUUUUCCUUGGCCAGAAAAAGUGUAUUGACCUACCACUUCAUGGGUAGUAUGGCCCAAGUGACCAUUUUUGUGUACAGCAUCAUACAGGCUUUGCCUCUAAUGAUCUUGCACGGUUAAACAUCACAAUAAAACAGACAAACUGUUCGGCUGCUGGACAAAAUUGUAUAUUAAUUCAUCACUAGCAGGUGUCAGUUGCACAUCCAGUCCUUUAUGAAAAGUCAUUAGAAAAGAAUUGUUCUUUCUUCUGUGGUUUUAAUAAGAGCUCAAAAAUUGUUCAAAGUCUUGUAAAUGUUGUUUUAAUAAUCCUUUUAAAAUUUUAAUCUGUUGCUCUUGCCUCUUGGAAAAUGAUUAUUAGAAUGCUAAUCCCACUUGUUCAGGAAUAUGAAGAGACAUUCUGUGGGGAAGUUGUUCCUCUUGGAGUGUAAAUUUUCUCCCUUACCUUACUUUGCUAAUAUCAUGGCAGAACUUCUUAUCCCUUGUGAGGCGGUUGUUGAAAAAGUAUUUCAUCCUUAACAGCCCUGUCCCAUGGUAUUUAACAUACAAAAGAAAUAAAAUUGUUAACAGACUUUCUCCUUGGUAGUUUGUUUCUGUGGACUGUACUUUUAGAAAGGUUUUCUAACCAAUUUUAUACAUAACCUGCUUCUUGCGACAGAUGAAUAUUGUUCAGUUCACUAGCCAUAGUGGCUUGGACUGGUGCCAGUGACAUUUUGGAAGAAAAGUAGUGGUUUCCAUAUCUUUUAACAGUAGCAAUGAUUUCUGGCUUUUUAGCCAGACAAAAACAAAAGGCCAGAAUUUGAUUUGUUUGGGGACAUGGGAUUAAUUAUAAGAAGCAGAUAUUUUACAUUUGUCUUAAAAUAUUGCUUGGCUUUGCAAGUAUUGAGUAGGCAACUUUGUGUUGUAUCACUGAUGUUCCCUUAUCUUUCUGGGGUCCCCAGUAUUUCCUUUAAUGAUUAAUAGUCUGUUGUUCAAAUAUUCCCCAGAACUACGUUUUGGGUAACAAUUCCAAAUCAAACAAUUCCUACUUUUAUGAUAUAGAAAAUUUGAUAUUGGCUGAGCAACUUUGAUAAUUUGAUUUUUGUGAGAGGAAAAUAAAGCUUCAUCCCACACAUGUCUUGGCACAGUUGCCCAUUAGCUAUGCAUACUUUCUGUGUUCUCGAAAAUUCAUUUUAUUGAGUCUGAACUGUUUCUCUGCACUUGUGGCUUGUUUCAUUUUUGGUCUUUGUCAUUAAGUAGCUAUUUUUUGAAAGCACAAUAAGCUGUUUUUAAUUGUUAUCCAUCCUAGAGAAUUAUUUUAAAACUGACAUUUUGAAAGGCUUAAUCCUGUAAGCGAAAUUUUGUAUAUUCUUGGAUAUGGUGCAGCUAAGCGUGUUAGAUCUUAUGUAGCUGAGAAAUGUUCUAGCAAAAAUAUCCAUCAUCUUGGUUGCCUUUGAUUUCUAGUGCUUUUUAAAUGGAAGCUGUACUUGCAUCAUGUAUUGUCACAGCUCUUUCUAUGGUAAACUUUUUUUUAAAACAAAAACCCUCUUGCAGUUUGCAAAGAAGACAAUGAACAAACCACUGCUUGAUGUUUCACUUAAAAGCAUGCAAAUACAGACAUUUCCUUUUGUGUGUGUUCUGGAAUCUGCAUUCAAGUCUUCUCCUGCCCUAGCAACUGGAAGAAGUAUGCUCACGUCUGGUUCUCACUUCAUCAAUUCUAAAACUAAUAAGACUUUUCAUACUGUGGUGCGUAAUGGUACGUCAGAAGAAAUCAUAAAUCUGCUCCUUAAAGGAAGUUGAUCACUGCAAGAUUACAGGGUGGGGGGGAGACUAACUUACAGGCUGUAACUUCUCUAGAUAAAUUUGAAUAUUUCUAUGUGGAACAGGAAAACCCAAGAUAUGUUUACUGUUGAACUAGUGUUUACAGAUGUUUUUAGUAAUGAUUACACAUUUUAGGGAUAGAGAACAAAGUAAUCUAUCAAAGCCAGACUGAACUUGGAUGUACGGUAUCGGGAAGUAUCCCGUUGCGGGAAUGAUCUCAUGCCACACACAUAAUUAAUUACUAAAGUCUUCAGUCUAUCAUAAGUAGAGAACAAGUAAUUAAUAAGGUUAUGAGGGUCUGUUUGGGCCAUUUAGUGGUUAUAAAUUUUAAAGGUAAAUAUCAAGUGAGUCAAAGUGCAUUUGGGCAUCAUAACCAGUAUACAUACAGUGAGGUGCUCCUGCUUAUAUGGAUGCGCUUCUGGUUUCUAAUAAUCCCUUCACAACUGUAUAUAAAAUGUAAUGCUAAACUAUUUUGCUCUCAGGAGUGAUUUUGGAUGAUAUCAACUGUAUUCAGUGACAUUAUGUAAUAUGGAUUAAAUUGUCUGUUCCUGAAA